AUGGGAUUCUGUAUUAAUAGAGCAUGUCGUGUGUCCUCAUCCCCAUGUUUACAAUCAUUUAUCUCCUCAGUGAAGUUGGUGUUCUCCUGGUGUGAGGUGAGCAGAUUGGAGCGGUCCUCGAGUGUGUUGUUAACAGAGUGUAUCCGUGUGUGUGUAAAAGAAGAGGAUCAUUACUUCUCCAUGUUCCUGCGGCUGCAGCACACAUAUGAGCUCAUGCAGCAACUCGCUGACUAUGCCGUUGCACGUAUGUUUGACAAAGAGACAUACGAUGCACAGCACCCUCUUAGGGACCCGCUACACAUUACGCAAAGGUCUCUGGAGGUGCACAUGAGGAAUCAGGCUUUCCGAACCUUUUUUCGUCUUCCUUGCAAUGAAAAUCUGUGUGAAGUGCACGAGUGUUUACUCUGGCUGCCGUUCAGCCACAUACACACACUUGGGAAGAUCUGUGUGUCUGAGAGAUAUGCAUGCUUCUCUAGCCAAGAUGGAAACCAGUGUACUGUCAUUAUACCACUGUGUGAGGUUGUGAGCGUGGAGGUCCUGAAUCGCAGCAGUCGUUCACUGAGUGUGUGUGUACGUGGUAAACGAGCUUUCCGUUUCUCGGAGGUUCGUGAAUUGGACAAUUUGGCCUCCACCAUUCGCAAGUGUGUGACAUCAUCAAGUCCUCAACAUUCCCAUAGUGCUCAGCUCUCUCUGUGUGAUGAUGAGGAGGAGAUGAUGGUGGGUCAGGUUCCAGUCCCGGUUUCAGCCGUCAGCACUGAGGCUCUGAUGAAUGUUUUCCAUCCACAUGAUGUUGAAAAUCUUGACCCAAAAAUGCUGAAGGAGCGAAUGAAGGAGCAGUCGUGGCAGAUCCAUUUUGCAGAGUAUGGCAGAGGAAGUGCCAUGUUCCGCACCAGGAAAACGAGAGAGCUCGUCACCCGCGGACUUCCAGAGACACUGCGUGGAGAACUGUGGAUGCUCUUCUCAGGUGCAGUUAACGAAAUGGCCACACACCCUGGGUAUUAUGCGUCUCUGGUGGAUGAAAGUGUGUGUGUUAGCAGUUCGAUAGCGUGUGAUGAGAUUGAGCGUGACCUGCACCGGUCGCUCCCUGAACACCCGGCUUUCCAGAGUGACCGUGGGAUAUCGGCACUGCGCAGGGUGCUAACAGCAUAUGCUAAUCACAACCCUGCUAUCGGCUACUGUCAGGCCAUGAAUAUCUUGGCAUCUGUGUUGCUGCUGUAUGCGAGUGAGGAGGAGGCCUUCUGGCUGCUAGUGUCUGUGUGUGAGAGGAUGCUGCCAGAUUACUUCAACCGUAGAAUUAUCGGUGCCCUGGUGGACCAGGCAGUGUUUGAGGAGAUGAUGCGUGAUCACUUGUCCCAGCUGACGGAUCACAUGACCGAACUGUCCUUCCUCUCGUCACUGUCGUUGUCAUGGUUUCUGACCCUCUUCAUCAGUGUGUUACCGAUCGAGAGCUCGGUCAGCGUGCUCGACUGUUUCUUCCACGAUGGGAUCCGAUUCAUCCUCCAGCUCGCCCUCACUGUCAUACACCACAACAUGUCCCAUCUCCUCCGCUGCCAUGACGACGCUGAGGCUGUCACUGCACUCAACAGGUUUUUUGAUGGUGUGGUGAAUAAGGACAGCCCACUUCCAGCUUCUGUACAGCAGGCCACUGCAGCGACCAAUCACAGCGCAGAUCUGGAUACUGUCGACAUCAGCGACAUCAUCAGAGAGGCCUACGAGAGAUUCAGUGAUAUUACCUGGGAGGAUGUGGAGAACAUGCGCAAGCGCAACAAACUGUAUGUCAUUCACACACUUGAAGAGACGACAAAACAAAAUGUUUUGCGAGUUGUUGCUCAGGAUGUGAAGUUUGACAUCUGUCAGCUGGAGGAGCUGUACUUCCUGUUUAAGAGGCAGCACUUCCUCAGCUGUUACUGGUCAGUGUGCAGUCCGUCACUGCAGAACCAUGACCCGAGUCUGCCGUAUCUUGAUCAGUACCAACUGGACCUGGACCAGUUCAGCUCACUCUUCAACUUGCUGUUACCAUGGAAACAUGCACAUAAACACACUCUGGUGCACUCAGCCUUUCGGCUUGCCGACGACAACAGAGACGGACUCGUCAACUUUAAGGAAUUCAUAUGCUUGCUGGAACAUGCUGAUGAUGGAGUGAUAAGGAAAAGUCCAGAAAGAGCUCGUGGUAAAGUGGAUCUGCAGGAGUACCUGAAACAGUGGCAGGAUGAGUUACAAAAGAAAGAGGAGAACAUCAAAGACCUACCUCGAAUUAAACAGACAGAGUUUGUCCUCCUGUCUAAGACUCUGUACAACAUUUUCCAUGGCGAUGAGGAGGAGGAGCUUCUGUAUCGUGCUGUUGCUCGCGUAACCAGCUUGUUGCUCCGAAUGGAGGAGGCAGGGAGAAAACUGCAGAACAGCCCAUCGAGACCCGCACCACAGGCCACACCCCAAGCACCACAGGCCACACCCCAAGCACCACAGGCCACACCCCAAGCACCACAGGCCACACCCCAAGCACCACAGGCCACACCCCAAGCACCACAGGCCGCACCCCAAGCACCACAGGCCACACCCCAAGCACCACAGGCCACACCCCAAGCACCACAGGCCACACCCCAAGCACCACAGGCCACACCCCAAGCACCACAGGCCACACCCCAAGCACCACAGGCCACACCCCAAGCACCACAGGCCGCACCACAGGCCAUAUCCGUAACACAACAAGCAGGCAACACUUCCGCUCAGACACCCCCCCUGUCCACCGAUCAUUCCCCUUCUCAUGAUUCAGGCUCCGCCUCCUCAGCUACAAGCAGCCCUACAGGGACAGGCAGCUCAGCUCAGACCACACCCCCAGACACGCCCUCUCCUCCAGAUGGGGACAGUGAUUGGAGUUUUUCAUUCGAACAGAUUCUUGCCUCAUUACUGAACGAACCCUGUGUUGUCAGCUUCUUUGAGAGGAUCACAGACAUACACACAGUCAUCAUGUACGCACACACACACCAGCUCACAUGUGCACUCUGAAUACACACAAACACACACGCACACACACACACACCAGCUCACAUGUGCACUCUGAA
Molecule: messenger RNA, 3062 nt
Organism: Tachysurus fulvidraco (yellow catfish)
Lineage: Eukaryota; Metazoa; Chordata; Actinopteri; Siluriformes; Bagridae
Product: TBC1 domain family member 8B-like
Exons: 16
Coding region: 1-3006 (1001 amino acids)
Molecular function (GO): calcium ion binding
Source: RefSeq, a predicted model, not a curated record